Messenger RNA from Rotaria sp. Silwood1, 339 nucleotides. Lineage: Eukaryota; Metazoa; Rotifera; Eurotatoria; Philodinida; Philodinidae. The record is from the annotation of a GenBank genome assembly.
AUGCGUCGUUCAACAAUUGAUUCAUUAGUACAAGAAAAUCCAACUAAUUAUACAUAUUCAAAUUCUCAAAUACAAACAAAUGUUUUAAGAUGUGCACAUUGUUUUGCACCUAAAUCAAAUGAUUUAUAUACACGAUUUUGUACGGAAUGUGGUCUAUCUUGGCAAAAACUAACUCAUAAUCCACCGGAUAAUUAUUUAACUAAUAUAUGUACAAAUUGUAAAUCUACUAUUCCAUUUAAUUCUAACACAUGUGUUGUAUGUGAAACACCAGUAUCCAAAGAAACACAACAGCGACCAACUUCUCAAAAUCAGGUUUCACAAAAAUUAAUCAAACUUUAA